Molecule: messenger RNA, 321 nt
Organism: Amoebophrya sp. A25
Lineage: Eukaryota; Dinophyceae; Syndiniales; Amoebophryaceae
Source: the annotation of a GenBank genome assembly
AUGCAAGUUCUCCUAGAAAACCACGAGAAGGCAGCAUCAGCAAGACUGAAAAUAAGGCCUAUCUCCCUUGGUGAGAUAUCUGCAGCCAGUACCUCCGCAACUCUAGGAGAUGCUGCUCAAGAAGAGGAUGCUCAUGAAGAUAAUUCCCAACAUGACGAUGUACAACUGACGCCCGUCAGCAGUACAAAUCAAACGAAACAACUACUACUCGACAAGAAGCUCCUUGUCCUUUGUCAUUCAUCAAGUCAAAUAAAAGGUGGAGAAGAUUUCGUCGCGCUUUCGCGCGUUUUUAGAGCGUCUCUCGGCAAACGACAGGAUUGA